Messenger RNA from Babjeviella inositovora NRRL Y-12698, 819 nucleotides. Its product is annotated as putative amidotransferase. The coding region runs from base 1 to 819 and encodes 272 amino acids. The transcript has a single exon. The record is from RefSeq and is a predicted model, not a curated record. Gene Ontology annotation, cellular component: nucleus; cytosol. NCBI's taxonomy places the organism in Eukaryota, Fungi, Ascomycota, Pichiomycetes, Serinales.
AUGGAGGAUGCUCCUCACGUGGCGAUGUUGGUGCUCGAUACCCCAACUCCGGGCUACUCCGAAACCUAUGGCGACUUCCACGACCAGCUCAUUUCCGUGGUCUCAGAUGCUGCCCGGAAAGGCACCCAGGAUCUUCGCUUCAUGUCUUAUGACGUGAUUGGCCAAGACCAGUACCCCUCGCUGAAAGACUUACGCAAUGGAUCAGUGUCUGCGGUUAUGUUCGGGGGGUCUCGCUACGACGCGUUUGCAGACGACGCAUGGGUCCUCAAGUUGUGCGCCUACAUCAAAAUGUUGAUUACCGACUUUCCGCACCUUCCAUUGAUUGGCAUUUGUUUCGGGCACCAGGUGAUCGGACGGGUGUUGGGAUGUAGGGUGGGACGCAGCCUUGGUGGCUGGGAAAACGGGAUUACCCGAAUGGAGCUCACUAAGGAAUUUCGGCAAAACUCUGAGUUUAUGUUUUCCAAGGAAGAGAGGUGUCCAACCUACUGGAACAUCGUGGAGAGCCACCAGGAUAUCGUGCUUGAUCUCCCAAAGGCGUACCCUGAAGUUGUUAAUGUGGGAACCACUGAAGAGUGCAAAAUCCAGGGCCUUUUUGCCGCGUCGCAAACGUUGAACCUCUUUACGCUUCAAGGCCAUCCGGAAUUUACCGCUGCCUCCUCUACGUUUUUGAUCAAGAUGUAUAUCAUGGGGUCUCCGCUGGAGAGGGAACAGAAGUGGAUUCUGAGCAACGAAACGAUGGUCAAUGACGGGGCGUUGAUGGGUCAGGCGAUCUUUGCCUUCAUCAGUAAACAGAGACGGAAAUACCAAGAGGUUAAAUGA